CUAGUGGUAACCCUCGCUCAGAACACACCUGCACAGGCUUCGUAACUCAUAUAGAGGCACGCAUACACAUGAAUUCGGUCUGUCUACACCACACAUCAAAACAAAUCCAAGAGGAUGGACCCAUCCUUCUCGGAUGAUUUCCUUUUGGGGCAUGAAACCGACCUUCAAACCUCAAAAGGAAUGAUGUCCAUGGAUGAAUCCAUUCCUCCGAUUACUGCCUUAGACUUUAGAGAAUCCAAAGACAGGUCGGAUGUCAACGAUACCAUGACGGAUUCGUGGAAUAACAAUCACAAUAUGUUUAAAGGGAAGGAUUUGGUCACGUCUUCGGAUGCUCUCUCUCCUGUUAUGCUUGAUAUGAAUCUCUCAAAAUUCAAAUCAUGUGAUGAAGAUUCCAUUAUCAACUCGCCUUUCUCUAGCCCUUUACUCGGUCAACUAGGACUGGGAUUGGGUGACGAUGUUCAGCUUUACGAGACAGUAGACUACAUCCCACCUUACACCAGUUGUGAUGAAUUUGACAUAAUCGAUCCUUUCGUCAACUCCGAUCUGAUCUUGGAAAACAAAGUUGACAUGUUAGAUAUUCCUGGAAAGGGUCGUUGCUCGGUUCAUUUGGCCAGAUACUCCUAUGAUCCCUUUCGCCAAUCCUUAAAUGAUAACCCCGAGUAUGAAUUACCCUUGGGGAGUGGAGAUUAUGUCUUAGUUUGGGGAGAUGCCGAUGACGAUGGCUACUUCGAAGGGGAACUCCUGGACGGACGUCGCGGCAUCCUCCCGUCCAAUUUCGUGGAGCGUCUGUGUGGUGACGAUCUGAUGGAAUUUCAUAGGAGUGCCGUCUUAGCUCAAGAAUCCUCUUGCCCUGAGGAUUACUCUACUUGUGUUCCCUUGAAUCUACCUUGUGAUACGUCCGGAACACCAAAGUUCAAUGCCGCACCAAUUUAUGAAGAGGAGAGCCAUCUGCUCAAUGCCACGUACUAUUCGCCGGAAGCGGAAGAGGACUAUAUGGUGCCGAGACACGAUACCCUUGUAGAACCCACUAACAACGACAGCAGCACAAUCAACGACAAUCAUAGCACAUCGGGUGUUCCUGCACCACGUCACUUAACCCUUGAGCGCCAGUUGAAUAAGAGUAUUUUGAUUUCGUGGUUACCGCCAGAGGGCAAUCAGUACCAUAUCGAAAUGUAUCACGUCUACGUGGAUGGAUUUCUGAGAACCACGGUCAAGGCUACCGAUAAAACCAAGGCCUUGGUCGAAGGAGUGGAAAACAACAAACCCCAUCGUAUUUCGGUCCGCUCUGUUUUGGUGAAUCGCAAGACAUCCAAAGACGCCGCUUGUACGAUGAUAAUCGGAAAAGACGCCCCACUCGGUCCUUCUUGUGUCAAGGCCAGUAAUGUGACCAGCUCCUCGGCCAUCAUUUCUUGGUUGCCCAGUAAUAGUAACUUUCAGCACACUGUGUGCAUCAACAACGUGGAAAUCAGGACCGUCAAGUCAGGCGUCUUCAAGCAUAGCAUAACCGGUUUGAGCCCAAACACGAUCUACAAGGUCACUAUACGAGCCAAAAACAUCAAGGCAUCCCCUUAUGUGGACGAAAAGAGUUUGUCAAAGCUAUUGGAAAAGCUGUCAGCACACACCGAUUUCAGAACACUCAACAAGGCUCUGCCUGAUCCACCCUUGGAUGUUCGCGUGGAUGGCGGCCCUCAAGAUGGUACCAUCUUGGUCACUUGGAUCCCCGUUUGCGAUUCUUCAGUUGGCGGCGAACAGGGGCACACAUUCACUCCAGUCACCGGCUACGCCGUGUUUGCCGAUGGCAAAAGAGUCACCGAUGUGGAUUCACCCACUAGUGACCACGCUUUGAUUGAUCUUGGAUGCAUUGGCCAUUUUCACCCCAAAUUAAUCACCGUUCGAUCAAAAAGCCGCGACUUACUCUCCAACGAUAGCACUGCCGUUCCAAUUACGGCCCACAAGCAUGCCAAAAGAAACGGGAAGACAACCUUCGACAAUCGCUCUCGUCACGGCCAAUCCUCGGUUGGUACCCGUGGGGCCCGGCGUUACAACAAAGCCAUGAGGGACCACACGGGUCAAAUCGUUUUCGAUCAGGAUGAAGAAAACAUGAGUGAAAAGGAAAUGUACGCUCGCAACCUGCCUGCCAUAGAAAUCACGCGCGAGUCUCCAAGUGAAAUGGACAACUUGACGGAUGACGACAGUAGAAAUUAUCGAAGUAGACGAAGCGCUCGAGCAUCCCGUCGGAGACACGGAGGACCUCGCAAAGACCCGUCAAGAAUAUUCGUGGCCUUAUUCGAUUAUGAUCCACCCACUAUGUCUCCCAAUCCAGAAGCGUGCGACGACGAACUUUUCUUCAGAGAGGGACAAUUGAUCAAGAUCAUUGGCGAGAAGGACUCGGACGGAUUUUAUUGGGGAGAAUGCAACGGCCAAAGCGGAUUUGUGCCCUGUAAUAUGGUUUCGGAGGUUCAGGUUGAGGAUGAAAGAUACCUUAAAGAGGAUUUGAGAAGACGCCCAAACAACGCAAGGCAAAUGAGCCGAGACAAUCGCCGAGAAAUGUACUCCUCAAACGCAGUGCGGAAAAUGAUAGCCCUCUAUGAUUAUGAUCCGCAAGAGCUGUCUCCCAACGUAGAUGCUGAGGUGGAACUGAGCUUCAAAACCGGCGAUAUCAUUUACGUCCACGGAGAAAUGGAUGACGACGGCUUCUACUUGGCCGAACUUCGAGGCAGUCGUGGCCUUGUGCCCUCAAACUUCUUGACCGAUGCAGCCAACUCGUCAUAUCAGGGCAAAGCAUUGGGCCCCAAUCAAGUUCCCCCUCCCCCACCUCGAGAAAUCAAACCCAAAGAAGUCACGCCUCAGCCCAAAUCAACAUCAGUUUUUGGCCAAGUCAUGGGCUCAUUAGUUGGACAUGCCACUCCGUCCGUCAGUAAGCCUCAACCAACCCCGACUGCUCCUCCGCCCGUUUCAAUUGCACCAACAAUUGCUCCCAAAAAGGCGCCCACGAGCUCGUUUGAUUUGGACAAAAUACCGGGAUUAGAUGAUGACUAUAGGCCAGAAACAAGGCCUUUAACACCCUCCCGACAACAACAGCCGUUAAUGGGCGCUAGCCAGCCAAAGCCCCAUCCUCAACCCGUCAAGCCUGAUCCGAACGCCCAACCUCAACAAGAAGGGGGCCUACUGGGCGGUCUAACGUCCGGCAUAUCUGGCCUAACAGCCUCCACCGGCGUGUCUGGCAUUACUGGCAAAUUGGGCGACUUGGCCGGCUCAGCCACGAAUGCUGGAGGAGGAAUUCUGAACUCAGGGAAGGGUCUUUUCAAAAAGUUCGGUUUUUAAUCUGCUUCUCUAUUAUCAAUAAACCUUCAUCAUCCAGUCGCUCUAUUGCAA
This is a messenger RNA of Tigriopus californicus, 3375 nucleotides long. Its product is annotated as RIMS-binding protein 2-like. Gene Ontology annotation, molecular function: protein binding. The record is from RefSeq and is a predicted model, not a curated record. Gene Ontology annotation, biological process: neuromuscular synaptic transmission. The coding region runs from base 115 to 3324 and encodes 1069 amino acids. The transcript has 20 exons. NCBI's taxonomy places the organism in Eukaryota, Metazoa, Arthropoda, Copepoda, Harpacticoida, Harpacticidae.